AUGGUUUUAAAAGAGCAACAUAAAGAAGAUGGAAGAGCAAAUGAAGUAUUUGAAUUUUUUGACAGAACAAUAAGCAAACAUAUCAAUACUGCAAAAUUACUUUCAAGAGAUAUUAGAGAAGAUGAUUUAACUAUAGAAUGGCCAGAUUCUAAUUCAGUUAAUAUUAAUGAAAUCAGCGAGGAAUUAGAAACAAAUAACUUUAAUUUGGAAUUAAGAGCA
Diversispora eburnea is the source of this 219-nucleotide messenger RNA. The record is from the annotation of a GenBank genome assembly. Lineage: Eukaryota; Fungi; Glomeromycota; Glomeromycetes; Diversisporales; Diversisporaceae.